Molecule: messenger RNA, 1306 nt
Organism: Cucumis melo (muskmelon)
Lineage: Eukaryota; Viridiplantae; Streptophyta; Magnoliopsida; Cucurbitales; Cucurbitaceae
Product: protein FAR1-RELATED SEQUENCE 5-like
Exons: 3
Coding region: 272-1039 (255 amino acids)
Source: RefSeq, a predicted model, not a curated record
AAAAAGAAAUUUUAGUAAAAGAGGAGAGGAAAUGGAAGCAAAGGCUCCGUAAUUUCCCUCAAACUGACACUGAACAGAACCACUCGUUCACUCUCACCUUUCCCUUCUUCCCGCCGUUCAAUCAACUGCUUCCUCCGGCGAUCUUCUUACCCCAUCAACCUCCGGCCUCCACGGCCGCAAAGCUUCAAGAUUUCCUCACUCAUUCGUCCAUCAUGCACUUUCUGUUCUAGGGUUUCUUUCCUUUCCCCCCUUCUCUGUUUCCUGGAGAGUAAUGGACUGCCAAUCCAGUCACACAUUUGAUUCAGAUGAAAGUGAUAUUGAUAUUCAGACUGAAAUUUAUGAGAAGGGUGGGAGUAUAGAUGAUAUUCGUAAUGACUUGGACUUUUGCUUGCGUGACGAUGAUAAGGUAGCAGAACAAUCUGUUGUUGAUUUCCCUAUGGAUGGAGUAGAACCAUACAUAGGUAUGGAGUUCAGUUCUAGAGAUGAAGCUAGAGAAUUCUAUGUUAAUUAUGGUAGGCGUGUUGGAUUCACCGUACGAAUACAUCAUAAUCGUCGUUCCCGUGUAAACAAUCAGGUGAUUGGUCAGGAUUUUGUCUGCUCAAAAGAAGGAUUUCGUGCUAAGAAGUAUGUAUGCAGAAAAGACAGGAUACUUCCAGCACCACCAAUUACUCGAGAGGGAUGUCAAGCAAUGAUGAGAUUAGCUUUAAGGGAUGGAGGGAAGUGGGCUGUCACUAAAUUUGUUAAAGAUCAUAAUCAUCUGUUACUGAGUCCUAGUAAAGUCCCAUGGAAAGGAUCUGGAAAAAACUUGAGCGAGGAUGAAAAGGAUAAGCGGAUUCGAGACUUAUCUCUGGAGUUGUACAAUGAGAGGCAGAAAUAUAAGAGAAAAUGUGCUGCAUAUGAAGAACAAUUGAAAACAAUUCUGAAGGAGUUGGAAAUGCACACAGAAUGUAUAUCAAACAAAGUUGCAGAAGUAGUAAAAAGCAUUAGAGAAGUUGAGGAGGAAGAAGAAUCAAAAGGUUUGAAUGAAAGGUGGAUUUAAAUAAUCACAACUGCACUAACUUAUCAUAUAUCAUAUCUUAGGUAUGGUUUUGAAGCUUGCAUCAUUAUUUUUUUGGUAUCCAAAAUUUAACUCUCAUUGUAGAUGGAUAAUGACUUCUUUGAGAAGCAUUUUAGUGUAUAAAGUAUUUAUCCAUAUGGCAUGCUGCUUGACAUCUAGAAACUUGUCUGACCUGGCAAUGACGUGGAUUUUGUCAUACUAGAUAUAAUCGUAUCUAUUAAAAGGAGACAAAAGGUAUCUUUGGUAACA